Molecule: messenger RNA, 1712 nt
Organism: Spinacia oleracea (spinach)
Lineage: Eukaryota; Viridiplantae; Streptophyta; Magnoliopsida; Caryophyllales; Amaranthaceae
Product: F-box/kelch-repeat protein At3g06240-like
Exons: 2
Coding region: 171-1382 (403 amino acids)
Molecular function (GO): protein binding
Source: RefSeq, a predicted model, not a curated record
AUGGUAUUAGAAUUUGAAUUUGAAUUUGAAUUAGAAUUAGAAUUAUAAACCACAUUUUGAAAUACAUUUGAAAAGAUGGUCAUCUCCUCCGCUCUAAAGCAUUCAUGCCUCCUUGCAUAGCUUAGCUUUUUUAUCGCAAUUGCUCUUCAGGUUCUAAUUAAUUUUGCAAGAUGAAGAACAAAUCAACAAAAAUGAUGAAGAACAAAUCAGCGAAAUCAGAAACUCAAUUCCCGAAUCUUCCUGACCAUCUCAUUGUAGAGCAAAUUCUGCCAAGACUCCCGGUAAAAUCCCUAAUUCGCUUCAAAUCUGUUUCCAAAUAUUGGCUUUCCACUAUUUCCAGCCAUAAAUUCGCAAAACUCCACCUUGAAUUCUCGUCUUCGAACACUAGAUCUCUCAUACUUCAGGAGCUAUAUAAAUCUGGAAAAUCUUAUGGCUAUUAUUUAUCCUUUGAUGAAUGCUACAAUUUCAAAGAAUUUGUUAAAUUGGAGGAUAAAUUUCCGAUUUUUAAACUGCGGAAUUGUUAUUCAACUCCCGAUUCUACUUAUGUGGUGGAUUCCUAUAAUGGCAUUGUGUGCAUGUAUAACGAUCAGUUGCGCUUCUAUCUGUGGAACCCUGCUACGAACCAAUGCCACAACACUUACCGUCCUGCUUUGGGUUAUGAGCGUCCUGAUGAGGUUAUUGGUCUUGGGUUCGGUUACAUAUCUUCCCUUGAUGAUUACAGGAUAGGAUGUGUAAUGAUAUGUGAUAAGGAAUUGUGGCAUGUUUAUGUUUAUUCCUUGAGGAUUGGGAAAUGGAAAGAAACAUCUUGUUUAAAUGGGGAUUAUUAUUUUCCAAUAGAUCGAGGAGAUUUCUCGGUGUUAGUUGAUGAUACUUUGUAUUGGCCUCCCACAGUUCCAAGGCACGAGAAUGAGAAAAGCUACAUUGUGGGGUUGAAUUUAGUAAGUGGGAAAUUGAAGAAAACUCCAUUGACGGUUGUGCUUACGGGUUAUGACUAUGCUAAGGUUUUGGGGACGAAAGGGUAUUUGUCAUUGUGUUGUGUUAAAUAUGAGAAAUGUUCUCUAUGUGUUUAUGAUGUUUGGAUGUUGAAACAACACGAUGACUGGAAUUCUUGGGAGAAAACAUUCUCUAUCAAUAUGAAAGACACGGAAUUGUUUUAUUCAUUUGAGACGGGAAAGUGUUUGUUAAGUAUGGAAACUGAAGACAAAUUUCAGAUUGUACUACAUGAUCCUAGUCAGGUAGCAGCUCUAGAACAAUAUGAAGAAGGUGCUUUUGUUUGGCAAGGAUCUAAGAACAGUAAGUUCUUUCGCUAUUUUAUAGGAGACGCGUGGGGUUAUGUUGAGAGUCUCAUUUCGCCUUUUGGGACAACCGUGUCUGGUGAAUGAAUAUGAAUAUUCCCAUAUGACUACUUCAUAUGAGACUAGAGGUCUAGAGUAAGAGUUGAGUCAGAGGCAUAGGAGCCAAAGCAUUCAGUUCGCUUUGGUACCUGGCUUUUUUGUGUUGCUUUUGUCCCCUGUUUUAUGCUACGCGUAAUAUUCAGUUGCUGAACUCUGAUAGUCUAAGGCUUGAUGCUCCAUGAACACAGUUCAUAUUUUUCUGAAUGUUUGGUCUAUUUUCUUUGUUACCUUGAACUCUUGUAGUAGUAAUACUGUAAUAAGUAUCUUUUGCUUCGGUUUGCUGUAAAACUUACUAUUGGUACUUAAAUCAUUUUGUUU